UGAGGGGAGAAGCCUGUGCAUGGACAUUCUGUAUUCUACUUUUCCCUUUAAUAAUUCAUGCAUGGGUCAACAAAUUUUGCUAGAAGGCGCCAGGCCAGAGCCAAGUACUUUGUGCUGGAAGACACACUUUUGGGACCCAUCAUGUCCGACAAACCAGAUUUUGCAGAAAUUGAAACAUUUGACAAGACCAAGCUGAAGAAGACAGAAACCAGAGAGAAAAAUCCACUGCCCACUAAAGAAACUAUCGAACAGGAAAAGCAAAGUGAAAGUACAGCCUGAGUAUAAAUUCAAGAUGUGACUGCUGCUUCUUCAGUGGGGUUUUGGCUUCUGAGUUGGGUUGUUGUUUUAUUUUGUCCCUCCCACACCAUUUUCGUUGCCUGUUUAUUUUAGAAACAUUUGUUCAUUUAAUGUUCCCUGGAGAAGUUUAUUUUUUUUGAAGAAGAUACUAUGUAUUCGUAUUCUUAAAAUUAUAAUUCCAAGUUCUCUAUCAACCCCAUUACUUGGCAAAAAAAAAAGGCAAUUUGCAUAGAAAUUGUUUUCCUAAACCUCACAAUAAACAGGUUUCUUCUGA
This is a messenger RNA of Poecile atricapillus (Black-capped chickadee), 571 nucleotides long. RefSeq names its product thymosin beta-12-like. Gene Ontology annotation, molecular function: actin monomer binding. Bases 58 to 279 code for a protein of 73 amino acids. Gene Ontology annotation, biological process: regulation of cell migration; actin filament organization. The record is from RefSeq and is a predicted model, not a curated record. NCBI's taxonomy places the organism in Eukaryota, Metazoa, Chordata, Aves, Passeriformes, Paridae. The transcript has 3 exons. Gene Ontology annotation, cellular component: cytoplasm.